Gorilla gorilla gorilla (western lowland gorilla) is the source of this 433-nucleotide messenger RNA. It is a transcript of the gene COX6A2, whose product is annotated as cytochrome c oxidase subunit 6A2. The transcript has 3 exons. The record is from RefSeq and is a predicted model, not a curated record. Lineage: Eukaryota; Metazoa; Chordata; Mammalia; Primates; Hominidae. Gene Ontology annotation, biological process: mitochondrial electron transport, cytochrome c to oxygen. Gene Ontology annotation, molecular function: enzyme regulator activity. Bases 99 to 392 code for a protein of 97 amino acids. Gene Ontology annotation, cellular component: respiratory chain complex IV; mitochondrial inner membrane.
UCCAGACUCAACAGGUGAUUGGCCCAGAGAGGGGAGGUGACCCCAGGCCCCAGGAAAGGGAGCGAGGACAGCGCUGGUUCCCGGCUCCCCGCACCACCAUGGCUUUGCCUCUGAGGCCCCUGACCCGGGGCUUGGCCAGCGCUGCCAAAGGAGGCCACGGAGGAGCAGGAGCUCGCACCUGGCGUCUGCUGACCUUCGUGCUGGCGCUGCCCAGCGUGGCCCUCUGCACCUUCAAUUCCUAUCUCCACUCGGGCCACCGCCCGCGCCCCGAGUUCCGUCCCUACCAACACCUCCGCAUCCGCACCAAGCCCUACCCCUGGGGGGACGGCAACCACACUCUGUUCCACAAUAGCCACGUGAACCCUCUGCCCACGGGCUACGAACACCCCUGAGGCCCCGGACGCCCCCGGGCACAAUAAAGGUGUGAAGCUUC